AGUCACAUUCCGAUUGUCGUGUGACACGCGUGGAAGCGCGGACCGUGUUCGCAAUACUUAAAUAUAUCGUGAACGUGCGUUGAUUCGUCGCUUCGAAGGCAUGUGGAUCAGCUUACACACAACCGAGGCUUAUUUUCUCAUUUUCAUUCCCUUCGUUGUGCCGUGAUUUCGUUCGAUCGGUAAUUUCGACGGUAAUUUCAACAGGAAAUACGACGAAAACUCGUACCAUCCUCCGGUGGGCGUACCACGGCUCCGCGACACCGGAACUACCGUUCUCUUCCGUUAUCCUAAACGAUAUUUUUUACGUGAUUUAUUAUAUAUCAUAAGUUCGUUAGAAAUAACGCGCACGGAACUAUCCACUUUUUUAAACAAUUUAUUAUAACCACGAGUCUUUUCCAACACAAGUGGAGGUGCUUCCGAGUAUACUUUCUUUGAUAUCUCGGAGACGCCGCUACUUAAAUAAUAUAUUUGUACACCUACGCGAUACACGACAUUUUUCUCCUGUCUAAUAGCGUUCGAAGAAAAAUUGCGAUACUUGGAUUAACGUUGAAUGAUACACGAUGAUUCAUUUCGCAUCGUGAUCGAUAUUGUUGUCCGACUGAAGUGUAAGAAACACACGAGGUGUACGGUUUAAUAACACAAUCGAUGCGAUAAGAUCCUUAGAAUCAAGAGAUUCGCGAUAACGACCGAUAACCGAGCGUAGUAAAAAUUUUCGCACGAUAAAGAUCCACCCGUGUAUCUGAAAGUUUAACUAUCUUUGCAAUGAAAACAAAUAACGUACUGAUUAUUCGAAGAAGAUAGUUUUCGUGAUGGUCCCGUUGGACGAUUAAACGUGAUCCGAUUAAAUAUCGAUUGGAAUUAGCGAGUGGAACGUGUACCGGUCUGUUUAAACGUCGAUAUCAAUACUUUACGAAGCGGUAGCCGAAAACGUAACUGACGUCAAACAAGGUGGCGGGACUUGAUCGAUGAUCGAGGAUCGUGUCGCGAGUGCGAGUUCUGAACACUGGUGUGAUUAAUAAAAUAAACGUAGGAUCGUUAAAAUGUCAACCCCGGCAGCGUCGCGACGUCGCCUGAACCCAGCGGUUCUUGCCAGAUAUAAUAGCCAGCUGGCCAAUUCCUCUCAACAGACAGGAUCAAGAUACGUAGAAGCUGAAGGGAAGGGAAGAGAGGAGAAGAGAAUUGGUGGCAAGGAAGAAUCAGGCGACAUCGUGGAAAUGUCGACUGAAAACCAAAACGGUUCCGCCGGCACACAGAGUAACGGCAUAAAGACUUCGAUCAGCGUCUCCUCGUCCGCUAGGACCGUAUCGAACAAUUCGUCGUUUUUGUACAGCAGUAAUUCGAUGUUGAACCGUGAGAAACCGCGUCAAGUGCCACCACCAACGUUGCCGAAAUACACGUCCAGCUUUAACGCCGGCUCCAAUGGCAGCGGCACGACCGACCGAUUGAAUAGAGAUCGCGAAGUCGGAGGUAGUUACAGACUGGCGAGCCUCGAUAGAAUUGCCCUCAGGCAGAGGAUACUGGACGGGGAAAAGGCGAACGGCGAUGCUACGUCGAUACAGGCGAAGCGCGAGCUGUUCUUCAAAGGCGACAAUACUGGAAUAAUAUCAUCGCCGUCUGUACCGUCGGUACCACCGCCUCAACCACCGUCACAGGUUCCACCGUCGGUGAGCACGUCAUCAACGACAGCCACGACGACCACGACUCUCGCCUCGCCUAAUACAGCACCGCCAGCCUCUUCGACCGUGUACACCAGUGUCACAUCGACGGCGCCUACCUCGAAGCCACGAUUAUAUCCGUCCACGGGGAUUUUGAAUCAAAACGAUGCAUCGGAGGACAGCAAUAAACGGGAGUCGAACAGGAGCGAUAACAACAAAGAGGCUACUGUCCUCCAUCAUCCACGAUCAACGCCAUUGACUAAACCAAAAGAACUCGAUGGAUACGUAGGAUUCGCGAAUCUACCAAAUCAAGUCUAUAGAAAGGCCGUUAAGAAGGGCUUUGAUUUUACUCUAAUGGUCGUCGGUGAGUCAGGAUUAGGAAAAUCAACUUUAAUCAAUUCAAUGUUCCUCUCCGAUAUAUACAGUGCCGAGUAUCCUGGUCCUAGUCUUAGGGUUAAAAAAACCGUAGCCGUAGAGACUAGCAAAGUAUUAUUGAAAGAGAACGGCGUCAAUCUGACGUUGACGGUCGUUGAUACACCUGGAUUUGGUGAUGCAGUCGACAACAGCAAUUGCUGGGUACCAGUGAUCGAGUAUAUCGAAUCAAAAUACGAGGAGUUCCUUAACGCCGAGUCUCGUGUAGUGAGACGGCAGAUCUCAGACAGUCGAGUACACUGUUGUCUCUACUUCGUUGCACCCUCGGGUCAUGGUUUGAAGCCGUUGGACGUCGAGUUCAUGCAACGUCUUCAUGACAAAGUAAACAUCAUACCCGUAAUCGCGAAGGCUGACACAAUGACGCCAGACGAAUGUGCUCAUUUUAAAAAACAGAUACUGAAUGAGAUAGCGCAACAUAAGAUUGAAAUUUACAAAUUCCCAGAAGCGAAAGAUGAAGAGGAAAAUAAUUUGCAUAAAGUUCUUAGAGAUAGAGUACCGUUUGCGGUGGUGGGCGCAAAUACCGUGGUCGAACAAGAUGGAAGGAAAGUACGUGGAAGAAAAUAUCCAUGGGGCAUCGCUGAAGUGGAGAAUUUGGAACAUUGCGAUUUCAUAGCCCUACGAAAUAUGGUGAUUAGAACGCAUUUGCAAGAUUUGAAAGACGUUACAAAUAAUGUACAUUAUGAGAAUUUCCGAUGUCGCACAUUGGCGGGCGUUGGAGUAGAUGGAAAGCCAACAAAAGUUUCCAAUAAUUUGUGCCCCCCAGGAGUGAUGAACAGUUUCAUGACGGUGUGGAAUCCGCUGGCUCAGUUAGAAGAAGAGAAGAGAGAACAUGAUAAUAAAAUGAAGAAAAUGGAAAUCGAUAUGGAACAAGUAUUUGAAAUGAAAGUCAGAGAAAAGAAACAAAAGCUUAAAGAUUCGGAAGCAGACUUGCAAAGAAGGCAUGAACAGAUGCGGCGUUCUUUGGAGCAGCAGGUGCGUGAAUUAGAAGACAAGAGGCGAGCGUUUGAAGCUGAAAAGUUGGCAUGGGAACAACAGACUGGACACAGUAUCGAAGAAUUACGUAGGCGCAGUCUAGAAGCGAAUUCAAAAGAGACGGGAUCAGUGUCUUCCGAGGGAUCUGGCGGUGGCGGGGGUACAUUGAGGGGGUCCCGAGGGAUAGGAAGUCUCCUACGCCGUCACACCAGUUUCAAAUCACCUCAAGACAGCCCUACACAGAUACAGCUUGUCAUACAACAUCCCGAGCAUCCUUAGUAGAUUGUAGAAUCUAUCUACAUUUACUUACAAAUGUUUCUACGUCGCUGUGUCCAAGGACUAAAUUUUCCAAUCUUAACAUCGAUCUCAUUUUUAUUCAUUUGAUGCGUGAUUUUUUUUUUUUUUUUUAUCACCGAUUUAACAUACGACUAUGCUACGUACUCGUUAACUGAAAAAGAUAUUAUUACACAUCGUUUUGUGUAUCUUUACUGUUAGUUUUUUCUUUUUGUUUCUCUCUUUUUUGAUUACUUAUGUUCAACAAUUACAAACGCCUAUUAAGAUAGUAGCUACACCAUUUUCGAUUGUUUGUGAAAAGUAUUAGAUAUUUCGGUUAUUGUGUAAGUAGCAGAUAUUCUCGUUACAUACUUAUAUUUCAUUUCGUUUCCGUGGUUCGCCGAUGAAAAAGAUGAAUAAUUCUUAAACAGUAGUUAAGAUCAUACGUCGUCAGUGAUGAAGUAAAGAGCUACCGUUAGUUCGAAACCGAUUAUUAAUAUUCACAAUUAUCAUUAUUGCAAUUACUGCUUAUUCAUUUAUUGAACAAAACAAAAAGUUGCAUAUCAAACCGACUAUCGUUUAAUAGGCAAUGAUUCCUAAUUUAAAAAUGAAAAAAAAGAGUAGAGUGUAUGUUGUAAGAGAAUCUAUGCUUUAGAUUAAAGAAUAAAAAGAGAGAUAUUGAUAUCAAAAAAAAGAAUUUCAAUAGUGACGUUACAUUAGCCCUAUAUAAAUGUAUUUUAGAGGGGCAUAUUUUUGGCACAAAAUUUGAUAAACUUUAUGUAAAGAUAGAAAACGCAAGAACUCUUUAUAUUCCUAUAUCACUGUUUUUUAUAUUUACUAGAACAUAUGUUACACUCACAUAUUUACUGCAACAAGCGUUACACUCAUACAUAAUCCCUUGUAUGAACUCAAGUAACAAUCACACUUGGUAAAGUAUUAUGGAAAGCUAUUGUAAACUCUGAGCAAGCUGUCCGUUUCUUUUUCCUUUUUAUUUCAUUGAAACAUUCCAGUUCGUACGUCUUGACAUUCCCUUUACAUUGUAAAUUUAGCAUCUCUUUUCUAGACAUGAUUCUUGGGAACAAGUUGAGUUGAGAGUUUGUGAGACAGCUUGAUAAGGGGUAAUAUUAUACACGACCAGUAAUAAUUAUUCACAAAUAAUAUUGUUAAUUUCAUCAUUAAAUUUUGUUCGCAAAUAAAUGUAAUGCUUUUCUACAACAUUUACUAA
Messenger RNA from Osmia bicornis bicornis, 4557 nucleotides. It is a transcript of the gene pnut, whose product is annotated as septin-7. The transcript has 11 exons. The record is from RefSeq and is a predicted model, not a curated record. Gene Ontology annotation, molecular function: GTP binding; molecular adaptor activity; GTPase activity. NCBI's taxonomy places the organism in Eukaryota, Metazoa, Arthropoda, Insecta, Hymenoptera, Megachilidae. Gene Ontology annotation, biological process: cilium assembly; cytoskeleton-dependent cytokinesis. Gene Ontology annotation, cellular component: septin ring; microtubule cytoskeleton; cell division site. Bases 1041 to 3338 code for a protein of 765 amino acids.